AUGGCCUCUAACCAACCUGCCAAGUGCUGCACUGAGGGCGUUCGCCAUGAAGGCGAGCCCACCGGCAAGAUGAUCAAGCUCGAUAGCGGUCUUGACGCCUACAUCGCGACAGCUCCCGCGGACAAGGCGCACAAGGGAACCGGAAUUGUCUACAUUGCCGAUAUCUACGGAAUCUGGACCAAUAGCAAGUUGAUGGCCGAUCAAUUCGCUGCCAACGGCUACACCACCAUCAUUCCCGACAUUUUCAACGGCGAUGUUAUGCCUCUGCCUAUGCCAGAGGGUCUUGAUAUCAUGAGCUGGAUCACAAAGGGUGCCAAGGGCGAUAACCCUCAUACUCCCGCUCAGAUCGACCCUAUUAUCGCCGAGUCUAUCAAGACGCUCAAGGCGCAGGGUGCUACUAAGAUUGGAGCUGUCGGAUACUGUUUCGGCGCCAAGUACGUUAUUCGCAACUACAAGGCGGGCAUCGAUGUCGGUUAUGUCGCUCACCCCUCGUUCGUCGAGGAAGAAGAGCUCAAGGCCAUCACCGGGCCCCUCUCUAUCGCCGCUGCUCAAACCGACCAAAUCUUCCCCACCGAAAAGCGUCACAAAUCGGAGGAGAUUCUGAUUGGGACUGGCAAGCCUUUCCAGAUCAAUUUGUUCUCUCACGUCGAGCACGGAUUUGCUGUGCGCGCUGAUCUGAGUGAUAAGAAAAAGAAGUUUGCCAAGGAGCAGGCUUUCUUCCAGGCUGUGCAGUGGUUUGAUGAGUACCUUCUUUAG
This is a messenger RNA of Fusarium mangiferae, 756 nucleotides long. RefSeq lists its product as uncharacterized. NCBI's taxonomy places the organism in Eukaryota, Fungi, Ascomycota, Sordariomycetes, Hypocreales, Nectriaceae. Gene Ontology annotation, molecular function: hydrolase activity. Bases 1 to 756 code for a protein of 251 amino acids. The transcript is spliced from 3 exons. The record is from RefSeq and is a predicted model, not a curated record.